AUGGCAAGGAACAAGUGCGUGAUGUGGCACGAGGACCACCUAAUCGAGGCACCGGGCGGCAGAGGACUCUUGCUUGUCGUGAAGUUGAUGAGAGGCUAUCCUGUCGAGGGCGGGGAGGAGUUUAAGGUCUUCCGAGUAGAGGUCGCGGGUCGGGUUGAGUGUGUGGAGCUCGACAGUUUGGAUGAUUGGACAUUGUUUGUCAACCACCGAGGGGGUGGGUUUUGCCGCCUCUCCUCCACCGGGGGAGGAGUAUGUCGGCCCAAUUCCAUAUACUACACGGAUAAGAAAGGCAGAGCGGCGAAUGUCUACGACUUGGGCGAGAAGAGCACGACUAGGUUGCUACCUUUCCGUGCUGCGGGACGCUAUUUUUCGCUUAGCGAGUGGGUCGACCUCCCAAACAUCCCUGAGCCUGAGGCUGAACUUGAAGUUGAACCAUGA
Messenger RNA from Striga asiatica, 438 nucleotides. The record is from the annotation of a GenBank genome assembly. Lineage: Eukaryota; Viridiplantae; Streptophyta; Magnoliopsida; Lamiales; Orobanchaceae.